This is a messenger RNA of Punica granatum (pomegranate), 2546 nucleotides long. Lineage: Eukaryota; Viridiplantae; Streptophyta; Magnoliopsida; Myrtales; Lythraceae. The record is from RefSeq and is a predicted model, not a curated record.
GGGGAGACAGAGACAAGAAGAGAGAGAAAGAGAGAGAAAGAUAGAGAGAGAAAGGCUUCGACUUUCAACGCGCAUAGGAAAAAGGGGGCAAGUGAGAUAGAGAGAGAGAGAGAGAGAGAGAGACGAAUGGGGGCAUCAGAAUCAUGAACACAACCACCACCACCACUAUCACCACCACCACCUCCUCCUCAUACACCAUCACGACCUCCUCCUUCACCGUCACCACCAAAGCUUCCUCUACUCCUCUCUCUCUCUCUCUCUCUCUCUCUCUACAUUCCCCACUGUCUCCGUGAAUCCCGGUUUCUCUCUCUAGGUUUCUACUCGCAAUUGGGACAAUAAUCGCCGCCUCUCCUCACUCCCCUCCCGCCGGCUCUGCACUCUCUGGUGCCGUCCGAUUCGGGUUUCCGCCUCAGUCCCGGGGCUGCCGGGUCCCUCCUCCCCGUCCGCUGCUGCUCUGGUAUUGCGACCUACAAUGCAGCACUGGAACCCACGACUUUGCUCCUGUAAGGCAAAAAGUGCAGCUUUGGUGCAUGUUUUGUAGUCCAUGGUAGUUAUUGGCAUUUUACAUAGGGGAUAGUCACGUUGAUUUUUGAGUGAGCAAAUGGACUCUGCAAGGCGAUGGUUCAACAAGUUUGUCUCAAAAGAUAAGCCAAGGUCAUCCAAAAAGAAAGAAGCCACUGGUAAUGGAAAAGAUGGUUCCAAAAAUUCAGCAGGUGAAGAAGCACCUUCAAAUGUAACUAAGCAGAAGGCUGCAGCUGCAAAACAGUACAUAGAAAAUCACUAUAAGAAGCAGAUGAAAGAUCUCCAAGAAAGGAGGGAACGUCGUAAUAUACUAGAAAAGAAGCUGGCUGAUGCUGAUGUUUCUGAGGAAGAGCAAACCAAUUUGUUGAAAUACCUAGAGAAGAAGGAAACGGAAUACAUGCGACUUCAGAGGCACAAAAUGGGUGCCGAUGACUUUGAGCCAUUGACUAUGAUAGGGAAAGGUGCAUUUGGAGAGGUACGGAUUUGUAGGGAAAAGGCAACUGGUCAUGUAUAUGCUAUGAAGAAACUUAAGAAAUCUGAGAUGCUUCGUAGAGGGCAGGUUGAACAUGUGAAAGCAGAAAGAAAUCUGCUAGCAGAGGUUGAUAGCAAUUGCAUUGUCAAGCUUUAUUGCUCCUUUCAAGAUGAAGAAUAUCUCUACCUGAUCAUGGAAUAUUUACCUGGUGGAGAUAUGAUGACUUUAUUAAUGCGGAAAGAUGUCCUUACUGAAGAUGAGGCUAGAUUUUAUGUUGCAGAGACUGUUUUGGCAAUUGAAUCCAUCCACAAACAUAAUUACAUUCAUAGAGAUAUCAAACCUGACAACUUGCUGCUGGACAGAAAUGGUCACAUGAAAUUAUCAGAUUUUGGGUUGUGUAAACCACUGGAUUGCACUAAUCUCCAAGAGAAGGACUUCUCUGUGGCAACCAACCUUAGUGGGGCUCUUCAAAGUGAUGGACGACCUGUGGCAAGCAAACGUACUCAACAAGAGCAACUGCAGCAUUGGCAAAGGAACAGGCGGAUGCUAGCAUACUCCACUGUUGGAACACCCGAUUAUAUUGCCCCAGAGGUUUUGCUGAAGAAAGGAUAUGGAAUGGAGUGUGAUUGGUGGUCUCUUGGUGCAAUUAUGUAUGAAAUGCUUGUGGGCUAUCCACCAUUUUACUCAGAUGAUCCCAUGUCAACUUGUAGAAAGAUUGUGAACUGGAGAACCCAUUUAAAGUUUCCUGAAGAAGCAAAGCUGUCUCCAGAAGCAAAAGAUCUUAUAAGCAAGCUCUUAUGUAACGUUGAACACAGGCUGGGAACAAAAGGAGCUGAUGAAAUUAAGGUUCAUCCUUGGUUUAAAGGAAUUGAAUGGGAAAGACUGUAUCAGAUGAAAGCUGCUUUUAUUCCUGAGGUCAAUGAUGAAUUGGACACUCAGAACUUUGAAAAAUUUGAGGAGGUUGACAAUCAAAUUCAGACGUCAUCAAGGUCAGGUCCAUGGAGAAAGAUGCUAUCAUCAAAGGAUGUCAACUUUGUAGGUUACACGUACAAGAACUUUGAAAUAGUCAAUGAUAAUCAGUUACCUGGUAUAGCUGAGUUAAAGAAGAAGAACACCAAACCAAAAAGGCCGUCAAUCAAAUCUCUCUUUGAUGAUGAAUCAGCUGCUCACGCAAACCAGCCGGUUCAAGGGAGCUUCCUAAACCUCCUGCCUACCCAAAUAGAGGUCCCCGAGGAACCGACCAAAAUGCACUGAACCCAAACUGACCCUCUUCCAAGGUCUUACUUAGCAUCCCUUCUUUGGCAUUGUUGUCGACUUACCCACCAUAUCGAUUAAUUUGGAGAGUUUGGCUUUUUUUUCCUCCUGUAAAGUAGCCAAUGUGAAAGAACCAAUAUUUGUUGUAAUUGAUUGGGAUUUGAUGUGCAUUCUUUCCCUGUCACAGGUUCAUGUAACUAACCUUGAAAGGAGAGUGUCGUUGUCAAUUACCAAAGAAUAGGUGUGAAUAUGUAUGAAUUUGCAGCUCACUUAUAUAUUCUAAUGUUGUGUUUGGUAA